AUGGAGAAAGAACGUUCAAAAGUCGUGCAAUCUGAAAGUGUAGCCCGCGUUCGAGACUGGAUUAGACUAUGUUUCCCUUCUGGUCUGAAUGCCAUUUUACGUUCGAAAGCAGAAAAGACCGGGAAAGGCUCGCACCAAAAAGGACAUGAAUCUGCCGCUACGGUCGACAAGUCGAAUGCGAGAUUCACCAGUGAGCGUGGAAAAGGUCCUUCCCCCGUGUCUAUAUCGACCUUCGGAUGGCUUUCUACAGUCAGCCUGUCGAUGAUUACGGGUUUGUUCAUGACACUCGGGUUUGCACUUCUUCUAGUCUGGCAUUACAACAUUGUUGGGAAUGGAUAUGCCUUGGUCACAGACAACCACUACUCCUGGACUUACGGCCCUACCGCCAUCCUUGUCUUUGUCGUUGCUCUAUGGCGCCAGGUGGAUUUCAAUUUCAAGUCUGCAGCACCGUGGCUUGUUCUUCAGCAUGGACACGCAAAUGGAAAGGAUACCCUCCUCCUUGAUUACAUUUCUCCUCUUCAACCUACCUCUUUCUGGCGAGCGCUCAGGAAUCGCCAGUUUGGCGUGCUCUCUACAAUUACUGGCUUUGUUCUGCUGAAAGUCAUCACACUAGCCUCCACCGGCCUCUUCGUGGCGGAUCUUACACAGCUUUCGAGUCAGAGUAUCGGCCUGAUACGCAAUGUGAAUUUCAAUGGAUCACUUUGGAAUAUCACACAACCCUUGGGGAGCGAAGAUGCGUCCGUAGUAUACGAAGCUUAUGGCGUUUUGGCACGCGGCGUCGCCACACAUGGCUUCGGCACCACGAAUGAUCUCGCCUACGAAACAUUCAAAAUUCCUCCCGACUUACAACAGAAGUCUGGGCGACUGGUAGCGCAAAUGAAUGCUUUCAUACCCGACUUCAAUUGUGUUGAUGCCACGGUUUCCAUAAACCCAUCUCCCUACGGGACAGAUGGCGAACAGUCUGGUCAGACUAUUUCAAUCCUAUCUCCAGGCUGUCAACUGAUGGGUGGGGCUCAGCCAGUGUUUGUUCUUGAUGCAAACACUGAAUUAUGUCCCCAGACCCAGUUCAGGGGGAAUAUGGAACGGGUCAACUGUUCCAGGAUGGGGUCUUCCGUCGACCUGCGAAAUUAUCAACUCCUUACUCUGGCCGAGAUUUCCUAUCAACAAGUCUUGAACAACUCCGCCACGAAUACGACGACGGCUGUGGAUAGUUCCGAUAUCGAUGUUGUGUCUUGGACGAUUGCUAUUAAUCAAACCAAAAGUCUGCUCUGUCGCCCGGCUUAUAGCAUGGGCAAAGUUAAUGUGACUUAUGAUUUUUCCGAAGACCCUCCUUUGAUCACAGUUGGUGCUCCGACUGUCACCAAUGGCCAUCUUGCGGGUUUCCAAGACGAUGACCUGGCCUCACGAUUUACAAGCUCCUUGGUAGCGGGUGCCAACAUGUUUGGAGAUAUCACUCCCGAAUCUGACCUGGAACAAGACUUUCCGAACACGAUGUUCAGUCUGAUGGCUUCUGCUGCCGGCGGUGAUGGCCAAUACCAAUCCUUAAUGGAUGGUAAUGCUAUGAAGGAUGCAGCUGAACAAACGUAUAGGCAGAUGGCGGUCCAAUUUGCCAGCAAAUAUCUGCUAGAGCCGGACGGGUCGGAAUUCAAUGGGGACCUUACAUCUGUCGAGAAUCGCUUGAAAGUGAAUCCUCUCUCGUUAUGGAUUAUGUUGGGCGGCUUUGCCGUCAUGGCUGUUCUGGCUUCAGCUGUCUUUUUCUUGCGACCUCGAAAGCCUCUCCCACCAUAUUCUCACACGGCGUACGGCAUGGCAUUGGUUCUGGACCAGAAUCCGAAUUUUCAAAGUCUGAUUGAGACCCUCUUGGACCUAAAAGAGACCGAAAUAGCUCUGAAACUGGCGGAGUAUAAGUUCUCUGCCUUCGCAACCGAAGAUUCCAUUGGGGCUUCCACCACCGUGGUUGAGUGUUUUCCAAAUGGAAACUCACCUCGCUCGUUGGAUCUCGAUGCAACGGAAGCCCUUCCAGACCCCAACCAAAUGCAAUGGUGGAAUCCAUUACCAACUCGACGUUUCAUCGUUGUUGUGGUAGUCCUACUUCUUAUAACCACGAUUGCUGCUCUGGAAGCUCUACAGCGACUUUCAGACAGCAAUCGAGGAGUGUUGACGCUACCUGCAAUCGAUACCACAACCACGACCGUGUACACACGUCUGCUUCCUGCCCUGGUUAUUCUGAUCCUUGCAACGUCUGUCAAUGCCAUUGACUUCAAUGUCAUGGUUCUUGCACCAUUCAGUGCUAUGAAGUCUGGAAGAGCCUUGGCAGAGGCUAGCAUGGAGCUUUCUCUCGUCGAUCAACUUCCUCCUUUGGCACUCUGGAAGGCCAUCAAGCAUCGCCAUUUUGCAACAGUCUGCUCGUCGACGGCUGCAAUCAUUGGAAGCAUACUAACAAUCGUUGUUUCUGGCCUUUAUACCCCUCGGGCAAUUCCGGGCACCACCGCAAUAGCUCUCAAGGCGAGCGAUGCUUUCAACACAAGCUGGCCAGAGAGUGCAACUAAUGACAGCACGGCUGCUCUCAUUGUGAGCUUGACCGAAAGCCUGAAUUCUAGCUAUCCAGCAUUCACGUAUAAUGAGCUUGCUCUGCCAACUUUCGCAAUGCCUGAAAUACCGUCAAACAUGACUGCGUCAACGCUGGAAGUAACUUACCCUGCCGUCCGUGCUUCGCUGAAUUGCUCUACUCUGAGUUCAGAAUCCUUCAACUUCAGUGCCGACUACGAUCCCAGAAUUGAAACUUCAAGUGCCAACGUCAACGUCAUAGUACCACUGCCUCCGAACUGUCUCUUGGGGGGCCCUGGUGGAAACCUGAGUUAUAUUAACGUUGCAUACCGUGCCGGGCUACAAGCGAACGCAUCGUACUUUGGCAAGGUGCUAGACCUCCACGUAGGUCCUUACGAUGCAAUCCAAGGCAGUGCUUUUGGUGAGACCGACCCGGGGUCUCAACCUGACAAUCCUCCCGGCUGCCCGUCCUUGGCGUUCAUAUACGGGUACGCCGACAUCACCACGAUGGAUCGCAGUGAUGUUACUGUUUUGAUGUGUUAUCAAGAAAUGCAGCGGGUUCGGACAUCAGUGACUUUCGAUCUGCCCGCAUUGUCCAUCUCAACAACACAGCCCCCGGUGCCGGAUGAGGCUUCGGUGGAACUGCUCCCAGCUGGAGUUCACGGAGAGACCGCAUUCUCCUACCGCAUCGAGCAGCAUAUGGAUCAAUCUCUCUCACUAUUCAAUCAGACGCAAUACUCGUCCGCAAACUUGGCGGAGUCGCCCGUUGACGGGUUCUUCCAGGCCGUGUUAUUCGGCAAGACGCCACUCCCAGAAUCGAUGCUCGUUGGCCAAGAGAACCGAGCCACCGUAUUCCAAGGAAUCAAUGCUUUCUACCGGCGAUACAUGGCACAAGCCAUCUCCAGCAAUAUGCGUGUGCCUUCACCCGCGAGUGCUGCGACCAAUGAAGCUCAAACAUACGCCGGUUUCGUCUCAAAUGCUUCCCUGUCCGUCCGGCUGGUCCAACACAACGGCGCCAAACUCGCGCUCCAGGCAUUGCUGGGCCUAAUGGCUAUCCUGACCGCCCUGGCGUGCAUGUUGACCAAACUGGACAAAGUGGUACCGUAUAACCCGUGCACGAUCUUCGGUGUUGCGGCUCUUCUGGCGGGCAGUAGACUGUGUCGGGAUCGAAGGUUGGAGACUUUGAAACAGGACGAAGAUACGACAUGUUACAGACUGGGCUGGUGGGACGACGCGCCCGACGAAUUGACUGAACGUGCUGUGUUCGGUGUGGCACAAGGAUCUACCAGGGAAAGAAGGUACGGUAUCGAUUUCGUCGAGCCUGAGCAACGAGUUUAA
Messenger RNA from Fonsecaea erecta, 3885 nucleotides. RefSeq lists its product as hypothetical. NCBI's taxonomy places the organism in Eukaryota, Fungi, Ascomycota, Eurotiomycetes, Chaetothyriales, Herpotrichiellaceae. Bases 1 to 3885 code for a protein of 1294 amino acids. The transcript has a single exon. The record is from RefSeq and is a predicted model, not a curated record.